GACGAAAAAAAGAAAAAGAAACAGAAACAGAAGAGGAGACAGAAGAAAGGAAAACGGAUGUUAUUGUUGUUGUUAUCUUUAGAGAGUAAUUUGCUGCUUCUACAGAUCUGUCUUUGUCCCGCCCUGCUCUGUUUCCGUCCACUGCUGGAUCUUGAUUCAGGACAGGAGGACUGACAAAUGGCCACAGCUCCUGCACCACCACCACCACCACCCCCUCCUUCACUCUGUACAAACCUGCCCGAUAAAAGCAGGUCUCCACCAUGCCCUCAACAUGCUGCAAUACCAUUUGAAACCAGCCCUCCAGUCCAAGAGACAAGUCCUUCAUCAGGGACUCUACAAGAGAUUUCACCAGCUACACAACAGCUACCAGUGGAAAAUGGGCUCCAGGGUCCACCGUCAGAAGGAAAAGACAAUCCCUCUGAUAGUGAAGAUAAAAGCGGUCCAGUGCAGGAAACUGACCCAGCGCCACAGGCACUAAAUGGCAUACUGAUGACAGAGCAAGAUGGAGCAGACACUCAGAUGGACGAGGCUGGAGAGGACUAAUUGCACUGAAGCACUUUAGUUACUGAAAGGUCCAAUGUGUAAGAUUUAGUGGCAUCUAGCAGAUGCAGAUUGUAACUCACCCUUACUUUACAAGCGCGAGGGAGAAACUCUGGUGGCUGCGAAACACACAAAGAAUGUGAAAGGCCUUACCUAGAGCCAGUGUUUGGUUUGUCUGUUCUGGGCUACUGUAGAAACAUGGUGGUUCGACAUGGCGG
This is a messenger RNA of Morone saxatilis (striped sea-bass), 758 nucleotides long. Its product is annotated as WAS/WASL-interacting protein family member 3-like. The coding region runs from base 178 to 543 and encodes 121 amino acids. The record is from RefSeq and is a predicted model, not a curated record. The transcript has 4 exons. NCBI's taxonomy places the organism in Eukaryota, Metazoa, Chordata, Actinopteri, Moronidae.